Molecule: messenger RNA, 339 nt
Organism: Rotaria socialis
Lineage: Eukaryota; Metazoa; Rotifera; Eurotatoria; Philodinida; Philodinidae
Source: the annotation of a GenBank genome assembly
AUGGUCAAUUUAACAAACUACCCAUACCUAGAGUAUGAACCAAGCAAAAUAGCGGCUGGUAUUAUUGCUUUUGUUAUUGGCUUAUCUCUUAUCAUAUGGAUCGUUCAAUCUAUUCAGUCACAUUUUCAACCUCGGCGGAUCAGUGUUCUUAUUCUUAUGUCACAUGUUGCUAUGUUUCUGCAGUUCAUAUUACGAGCAGUACUUUCUAGUAGUACACUGAAUUCAAUACUCAUCUAUACAAUCAUGGCAGGCUUCCUUGCUGCCGGUCAGCGUGUGAUCAUUAUAUGUAAUUAUGAUUUUCUUAUUCAAGUACGUUGUAAUCUAACGGGUGGCCCAUGA